UUGCCCUAGCGCUAGGUCACUCCGCAGCCCGUCGCACUCUUCGUCAGCGCUGGAGUGGAGAGCUUACCCGAGUCCUCCCUCUGCAAUUUAACCAAAAACCCAAGGUGUCAAAAUGAACAACGAGUACGACUUGGUGACGGAAGAACCGGUGCUCGUGGAGAAGAGGUCGGACAGCCCGGAUAAAGCGGAACCCAAAUAUGAAAACACGGUUGAAAUGAUUGAGCAAGUGUACAGCGAGAUCCAAGUGCACAGCGAGAUCCAAGUGCACGCGUCAGAAGAUGGGGACCAGGAUGGGACAGCUCGGGACAGGGCUGCCUCUUCUUCUUCUUCAUCUUCUUCAUCUUCGUCUGAUGAUGAUGAGGAGGAAGUGAAGACAGAGACGGUGGUGCUGGAGAUAACGCCCGAGGAGGUGGUGAAAGUUAACAGUAAAGAACACAAAGAGGAGCCUGAGGAGCAUCAUGAAGAGGAGAAGCACGAGGAGAUCCAGUCCAGCUCCAGAAGAUCGUCCACGUCUUCUGCCUCCUCGGCUUCGGCAGCAGAACCUCUCCCCUGCGUCGAGCCCCCGCACGAGGAGACCAAAGAAGAACCUAAAGUUGAAGACCCCAUUGACUUCAGCAUCCAGACUCUAGAAAACACCACACUGGACGAGAGCAGCAUCGCAGCAGUCGAUCCCACACAGCCUGAAAUCUCACUGUUCGUCAAGGUUCACCUCUUCACAGAUCUGAUCAGUAACCGCAGACUGUGCACCUGCAACUCAGCCUAA
Molecule: messenger RNA, 763 nt
Organism: Periophthalmus magnuspinnatus
Lineage: Eukaryota; Metazoa; Chordata; Actinopteri; Gobiiformes; Gobiidae
Exons: 3
Coding region: 113-763 (216 amino acids)
Source: RefSeq, a predicted model, not a curated record